AUUAUCCAAUUUUGAAAAGAAUAGUACUCGUAAAAAGAAAAAUAGAAAGAAGAAAAAAGAGGUAGUCUGAAAAUAUCAGGAAUAGCAGUGAAUCGAGCGGCCGAACGAGCGAGAGAGAGAUCGGAGGAUGUCGUCGGAACCACCGCCAUUCCAAGAAGCUUCACGUUGUGAUAUCUGCAAUUGCAGCUUCAAUACUUUCCGGCGACGGCACCAUUGCAGAUGUUGUGGUCGAACAUUAUGUGCUGAACAUUCAGCAAAUCAGAUGGCCUUGCCACAAUUUGGUCUUCACUCAAGUGUUAGAGUUUGUGGAAAUUGUUUUAAUAACUCCUCUCGUAGACCCAUUGGAGAUGGCGUGAUAGCUUCUGCAAGUGAAGUCAAUGCCCUGAAAGAUUCAUUUUCAGCUUUAGAUGUCAGUGCCGUUGCAGAUAUCAAAACUGAAGACACUGUCAAGCAGACUCCUGCUGUAGGCAUUACAGACUGCAAAUGUGGUAUGCCUUUGUGUAUAUGUCAAGUGACAGCUGAACCAACAACAUCCAUCCCUUCACAGGGAAAUAUUAUGCCAAAUCCAAUCGUAAACAUAAAUCCAAAACCAAAGAAGGAAAAUAGAGUUCCAACAAAUAGAGCUUCGACAUCAGACAACAAGCAAGGUACAACUUUCAAUAUUGGUCCAGCUACCAGCUGCAAUAUGGAGACAAUGACAGCGGAUUAUGAAGUUAGUGGCGAGGGCUUAAGAGAAGCAAUAAAAAAUGGUGAUGUCCGUGCUGCAAAGAAGCUCCUAAGUCAGGGAGUUGAUGCAAAUUACCUUGACAAGCAAGGAUCAUCAUUGCUACAUCUGGCAGCGGUAUUUAAUCGAACAGAAAUAGCAUUUGCACUCAUGGAGAGUGGAUCAAGUUUGUGCUGCAAAAAUUCUCAAGGUGAAACACCACUGGAUUGUGCUCCUGCCACAUUGCAAUUCAAAAUGAAAAAGAAGAUGGAAGAGAGUUGGCAGUAUCGCUUCAUCUGAAAGUAACACUUCUCUAAAUCAGGCUACAAGGAUAUUACAGUUUCAGAGAAUGGUGAUCUAUAACCUAUGGUUUUGUCAUAUGUUUGUAUCCCCCUAGUAAACGGCUACAAGAGGAUGUCAGCAGUUUCAAAGAAGUGCUUAGGUCCUAUUAAUGUGUCAAAUUUGUAUCAGGUCAAGAUUUCCUAGUUUUCCGUUUCUUUUUCUUUUUUUCUUUUGCCUUCUCUCUAUGAGCAAUAAUGUAUUUCAAAAUGAAAAAAAAGUACUUGGAUAAAACACAGGCAUUGUGGUUAUUUCAUGAAUAAACACUUGGAUUUUAGUUUCAA
Molecule: messenger RNA, 1326 nt
Organism: Solanum dulcamara
Lineage: Eukaryota; Viridiplantae; Streptophyta; Magnoliopsida; Solanales; Solanaceae
Exons: 10
Coding region: 128-1003 (291 amino acids)
Biological process (GO): protein transport to vacuole involved in ubiquitin-dependent protein catabolic process via the multivesicular body sorting pathway; protein targeting to vacuole
Cellular component (GO): ESCRT-0 complex
Molecular function (GO): metal ion binding; phosphatidylinositol-3-phosphate binding; ubiquitin binding
Source: RefSeq, a predicted model, not a curated record